This is a messenger RNA of Protobothrops mucrosquamatus (brown spotted pit viper), 265 nucleotides long. RefSeq names its product MOB kinase activator 1B-like. Gene Ontology annotation, molecular function: protein kinase activator activity. The annotation marks the transcript as partial. Gene Ontology annotation, cellular component: cytoplasm; nucleus. Lineage: Eukaryota; Metazoa; Chordata; Lepidosauria; Squamata; Viperidae. The record is from RefSeq and is a predicted model, not a curated record. Gene Ontology annotation, biological process: positive regulation of protein phosphorylation; hippo signaling. The transcript is spliced from 2 exons.
UGGUAGCCGCUCUUCUAAAACUUUUAAACCAAAGAAGAACAUUCCGGAAGGCUCCCACCAAUAUGAGCUGCUGAAACAUGCGGAGGCAACUCUUGGGAGUGGCAACUUACGGAUGGCUGUUAUGCUGCCUGAAGGCGAAGAUCUAAAUGAAUGGGUUGCCGUGAACACUGUGGACUUCUUUAACCAGAUCAACAUGCUUUAUGGGACAAUUACAGACUUCUGCACAGAGGAGAGCUGUCCAGUGAUGUCUGCAGGGCCAAAGUAA